Nothoprocta perdicaria is the source of this 2004-nucleotide messenger RNA. It is a transcript of the gene ABCD2, whose product is annotated as ATP binding cassette subfamily D member 2. The coding region runs from base 234 to 2000 and encodes 588 amino acids. Lineage: Eukaryota; Metazoa; Chordata; Aves; Tinamiformes; Tinamidae. The transcript has 10 exons. The record is from RefSeq and is a predicted model, not a curated record. Gene Ontology annotation, molecular function: long-chain fatty acid transmembrane transporter activity; ATP hydrolysis activity; ATP binding. Gene Ontology annotation, cellular component: peroxisomal membrane. Gene Ontology annotation, biological process: very long-chain fatty acid catabolic process; peroxisome organization; fatty acid beta-oxidation.
GCCCCGCGGCGCCCGCGCUCAACGCCGACUUCUUCAGGCAGCUGCUGGCGCUCCGCAAGCUCUUCUUCCCGCGGCUGGUGAGCGCCGAGCUGGGCUGGCUCUGCCUCCACUCCGUGGCCCUCAUCUCCAGGACCUUCCUCUCCAUCUACGUGGCCGCGCUCGACGGAAAGAUCGUCAAGAGCAUCGUGGAGAAGCAGCCGCGGAGCUUCGUGGUGCAGCUCACGCGGUGGCUCAUGAUCGCCAUCCCGGCCACGUUCGUCAACAGCGCCAUCCGCUACCUGGAGGGCAAGCUGGCCCUCGCCUUCCGCACGCGCCUCGUGCAUCGCGCSUAUGAGACCUACUUCGCCAACCAGACCUACUACCGGGUCAUCAACAUGGACGGGCGGCUGGCCAACCCCGACCAGUCGCUCACCGAGGACAUCAUGAUGUUCUCGCAGUCCGUGGCGCACCUCUACUCCAACCUCACCAAGCCCAUCCUGGACGUGGUGCUCACAUCGUACACGCUCAUCCGCAAGGCGCGCUCCCGCGGCGCCAGCCCCAUUGGCCCCACCGCCCUGGCCGGCCUCGUYGUCUACGCCACGGCGCUCGUGCUCAAGGCCUGCUCGCCCAAGUUCGGCAAGCUGGUGGCCGAGGAGGCCCAGCGCAAGGGCUACCUGCGCUUCAUGCACUCGCGCAUCAUCGCCAACGUGGAGGAGAUCGCCUUCUACCGCGGGCACAAGGUGGAGAUGAAACAGCURCAAAAAAGCUACAAGGCCUUGGCAGACCAGAUGAACCUCAUCUUGUCCAAACGGCUGUGGUACAUCAUGAUCGAGCAAUUCCUCAUGAAGUAUGUCUGGAGUUGCUGUGGUUUGAUUAUGGUUGCUGUGCCCAUCAUCACUGCAACAGGAUUUGCAGAUGGAGAAUUAGAAGAUGGCCAGAAACAGGCAAUGGUUAGUGAACGGACAGAAGCUUUCACUACAUCACGAAAYCUGCUGAUUUCUGGAGCAGAUGCUAUUGAAAGAAUUAUGUCAUCGUACAAGGAGGUUACUGAACUAGCAGGCUACACGGCCCGGGUCUACAACAUGUUCUCAGUCUUUGAUGAAGUAAAAAGAGGCAUCUACAAAAGAACUGCUGUUGUUCAAGAGUCCAAAAGCAACAAGAAGAAUCAAGAUAAAGCAGAAUUGCACAUUGAGGGGCCCUUAGAAAUCAAGGGCAGAGUUAUUGAUGUUGAUCAUGGAAUUGUUUGUGAAAAUGUUCCCAUUAUUACUCCGAACGGCGAUGUGGUGGUUUCCAGACUGAACAUCAAAGUGCAGGAGGGGAUGCAUCUUCUAAUCACUGGACCCAAUGGCUGUGGAAAGAGUUCUCUUUUCAGAAUUUUAAGUGGUCUGUGGCCUGUAUACGGAGGAGUCCUCUACAAACCUCCUCCACAGCACAUGUUUUAUAUACCACAAAGGCCCUACAUGUCCAUUGGGACGCUGCGGGAUCAAGUCAUCUAUCCAGACUCCGUGGAUGACAUGCAUGAGAAAGGAUACCAAGACCAGGAUCUGGAACAUAUCCUGCAAACAGUCCACCUGUACCAYAUAGUUCAAAGAGAAGGAGGUUGGGAUACCGUCUUGGACUGGAAGGAUGUCUUAUCAGGAGGAGAAAAGCAAAGGAUGGGCAUGGCUCGGAUGUUUUACCAUAAGCCAAAAUAUGCACUGCUGGAUGAAUGCACGAGUGCUGUAAGCAUUGAUGUUGAAGGAAAGAUUUUCCAAGCUGCAAAAGCUGCUGGGAUAUCCCUGCUUUCGAUAACACACAGACCUUCUCUUUGGAAGUACCACACUCACUUGCUGCAGUUUGAUGGACAAGGAGGCUGGCGCUUCGAACAGUUGGACACCGCCAUCCGUUUGUCCCUGAGUGAGGAAAAACAGAGACUAGAAUCUCAGCUUGCAGGAAUCCCUAAAAUGCAGCAGAGACUGAACGAACUGUGCAAAAUCCUGGGGGAAGACUCGGUGCUUAAAACAAUGGACAAAGAGGAAUAAAUAA